This is a messenger RNA of Caretta caretta (loggerhead turtle), 1635 nucleotides long. RefSeq names its product dynein regulatory complex subunit 9 (gene DRC9). The record is from RefSeq and is a predicted model, not a curated record. Lineage: Eukaryota; Metazoa; Chordata; Testudines; Cheloniidae. Gene Ontology annotation, biological process: sperm axoneme assembly; cilium organization. Gene Ontology annotation, cellular component: sperm flagellum; cytoplasm.
GUAUAUGAACAUACUUUUUCCAUUUGAAUUGAAAUAAACUUGUUCAAGAUUUCAAAAAUAGGAGGUGAAAGUUAAUUUCCUCAGUCCAUACGUAGGCUCUUGCCCUGAUUUUCAAAAAGUGCUGAGCUCCCAGCAGCUUGUACUGAGGUCAAUGGGAUGAACCAAAAAUAUUCCAGCAAGAACAUGGCAAAUAAAAAGAUGGAAAUAUUCUCCCCUCUGGAAGCUGUGCAAAUCUGUGCUGUGCUGGAGGACUGUCUUGAUCAGCUUGCUAUUCUUGGAUAUAUUAUGCCAGUUUCCUAUGAGGGCAGGACAGACAUCAGCAAUAUUGAUGCCCAAGAAAUUAGUGAAAUCACCAAGAGCCAGAAGGAGUUGGGGGUUAAGUUUGAACAGCUCAUGUCAGCAAAGUCAGAGAACAGGCCAACAGUUCCCUCUGAGUCACUGAAGUUCACAGAACUGGGGCAGCAGCUGCAGGAGACAAGUGGAGAUCUAAAAAGGGCCAAUCAUCUUUUUAGUAGGGCUGCAAAACAGAGUGCUGUGUCCUCCGAUAACCUCAGAAAAGUUCAAGCUGAUAGGCAGUAUGCGAGCGAUGUGAUUGCAGACACUUUGCAGGAAAUGCAGACUUCAGGAACGUUUCAGAGCCUGUUGCAAGCUGUGCAGAGAGAAGAGGAGAAGAAGUUUAACUUCUACACCACCAUCAUCAGGGAGGAGGAAGGAAGGAAGGAGAUAAAGUCCCUCCAGAAACAGCUACAAGAUGUCAAGAAAGAAAAGGAUUUAGAACUUCAGCUCAUGUUGAACUUGGACAUCGCUCUGGGGGAGAGUGAAGCCUUCAGCCCUAUGAUUUUGAAACAUGUGAGGUGGGACACAGCUUGCUUUUGUGCCCCCCCCAUAUGCCCCUCCCUCCCGCCUAUUCCUCAGAACCGGAAUGAGAUGAUUGCAUACCUCAAAGAUCAGCUUCAAGAGAUGAAGGCCAAGACAGACAUGGAGAGCCGCUAUGUGAAGAAAGACACAGAGCUCCAGAUCUACCAGACCCAGAAAAAGUGCAGCAACGCAGAGAGUGACCUAUUAAAUGAAAUUGAGAUGCUGAGGAUCAAAACUGAUGAGGAGAUUAGAGUCCACAUGGAGAUAGAAAAUUUCCUCAGGCAGCAACAGAUGAAGUUGGAAGAGAAGCUAGAAUACUGGAUGGAGAAGUAUGAAAAGGACACGGAAUCUAAACAACAAGAACUGAACACUCUAAAAGCAUCCAAGGCAAAUGAUUUAGCAGCACUGCAGGAACUUGCCAAGCAGUGCCGGUUAUUCGAACAAGUCAUGAUUGAGGAUCGGGUGGAAAAGGAGGCAGCAAGAAGAAAGGUAGAACAGGAUGCGUUGGAAUUAAAGAGCGUCAAGAAGCUACAGGCCUGGUGGAGAGGCACAAUGGUUCGCCACAACAUCGGCCCCUAUAAGGCCAUCAAGAAGCCUAAAGAGGACGAGACAAAUGGCAAAGACAAAGGGAAAAAGGGAAAAGCUGGAGCUAAGAAAAAGUGAUGGCCAUAGAAUCCUGCUCUCGUUAGACUCACAGGGCCCUGGAAGCUUUGGACUCUCAUCAGGGAGGAGCACUGGCUUGUGUACACAGAGUAAGAAAUAAAGCAUUCAGCAGAG